AUAUAUAGCUAAAAAAUGUUACAUACAAAUGAACAACUAAAAUACACAGUUGCGUCAAAAGGAAGUUUAAAUGUAUUAAACUAUUAAUAAGAUUAAAAACGCGACUCAUAAUUAAAUUAAAAUAAUUAAUAUACCACUAAUCCAAUAAUAAAUAACAGAAAUCAACUAAAAAUACUUGAUAAUGACGUUGAAGGAUAGUCAACUAUCGAAAAUAUUUUUGCUCUUUAAUUAACAAUAGAGAAACUAUUAUUAACAAUAUUUUUAAUAAUAAUUAGUUUUGGAAUAUAUGCUCUCAUAUUGAGAAAUAGUAUCAAACUAAGAUUAAAAUCUUUAUAUAUUAAAUGCAAUAAAUUGUCAGAUUGUACUCAUUUUUUGGUUUAAAAUAUCGAUCAGACCUAUAAUAUAGUUAAAAAAUAGAUAUAUAAAAAUAAAAAUUUUGGAUUUGAAAACAGACAUUUAAAAUAUGAAUAUGAUGAGUAAAAUUAUGGAUUUAUUCCUGUUUAUUAUAGUGAUGUGGAAAAUCAUACUUUAGAAUAAUUAUAUUAAAAGCAUAAAAAUGGAUUGGAAAAUAAAAAGGAGAAUAUUUUAUAUAAGAAGGAAAAAUAUGGAUUGUGCAAAAUACAUAUUCCUAUUCCUACGCUUAUAGAAUAUUUUCUACAAGUAUUGACUGAAAUUUUCUUCCUUUUUUAAUAUGUUUCAAUGGCUAUUUGGAUUGCACAAGGCUUUAUUGUUUUUGCGGCUGUUAUGAUUUUAACUUCUUUGAUUAGUACAUUAGUUAAUUAUAUACUCUUAAGGAUUUCGUUGAAUAAAUUGAGGAAAUUUGCAAAUAUUUAGAUAAAAAUAGAUGUUUAUAGGGAUGGUAAAUUAAUUGUUUUGGACUCUUAGGAUUUAUUACCUGGAGAUGUGUUCAUUUAUAAAAAUAAAAUGAUGAUUCCAUGCGAUUCAUUAUUAAUUUAAGGUGAUGUUUUAGUAAACGAAAGCACUUUAACAGGCGAAUCGAUUCCUAUUCCAAAAUUAUGCAUAAAAUAAGCUGAUAAUUAACAAGAAUUAUUCAAUUUUAAAAAUAUGAAAAGACAUAUACUAUUUGAAGGAACUAAAAUUAUUCAAAAAAAUGAAGAAAUAGAGAAUUUAGGAGUAGUUUUAAGGACUGGUUAUUGUUCUUAUAAAGGAUAAAUGUUUAGAUCUAUGUUAUACCCAAAAGCUAUUGAAUUCGAAUUUUAUAGAAAAGGAAUAUAUUUUCUUUUAAUAUUAAUUGUAUUAGCUUUGAUUGUUUAUUUUAUAUUCUUUUAUAAAAUUAUAUAAAACCUAACUAUUAAGUUAUCUAUUUUAUUAUUAUUUCAUUCUUUAACAAAUAUGAUUCCUCCUGCUGUACCUGUAAUGUUUUCACUUUGCUAGACUGUUGCUUUAGUUAGACUUGGAUAUUCUAAUAUUAUCGCUGUUAAUCCAUCUAAAACAGUAGUCGCGAGUGAAAUUUAAGUUUUUUGUUUUGAUAAAACAGGCACUUUGACCAAAAAUAAUAUGGAUGUGAUUGGCUUUUGCGAUUCUAACAUUGAAGAUUUAAUUACUGAGGUACCUAAUUAAAUUAAAGAUGAAAAAUAAAAAAUUCUUUUAGAUGCUUUUGGGACUUGUCAUGGAGUUUAUUUGGAUGAUGGAGAAUAUUUGGGGGAUGAAUUAGAUGUUAAAAUGGUUUAGUUUUCAGGAUUUAAUAUCAGGAAAGGGAAAGAGUGUAAAUUAGAAGCUAUUAAUGGUAAUUCAAUUUUGAAAGUGAUAAAAUUUUGGGAAUUUGAAAGCUAGUAUUAAAGAAUGGGAUGUUUAGUUUAAGAUUAAAACGGCAAAAAUUUCGCUUUUGUAAAAGGUUCACCGGAAAUGAUGCAAUAAAUUUGUUCAAAAAAUACAUUAGAUAAUUAUAAAUUUUAAGAAAAAUUAAGUAUGUUCGCUAAUAUGGGAUAUAGAGUAAUUGGUUUUGGAUAUAAGGAAUUAUCAUAAAAUAUAAAUUUAAAAGAUGUAAAAAGAGAAGAAAUAGAAAUUGAUCUAAUUUUUUUAGGUUUAUUAAUUUUAGAAAAUAAAUUAAAAGAAGAUAGUGCAGAAAAUAUAUAAAUAUUAAAAAAUGCAGAAAUUAAUUGUAAAAUUAUAUCUGGAGAUAAUCUUUUAACAACUGUUAAAUGUGCUAAAGAUAGUAAGAUUUUAGAUCCUAAAGAUAAUAUUAUUAUACUAAAUUCGCUAAAGGAUGCUUUUUAUUUAAAUAAACCUAGUGAAAAAGUUGAUAUUAUUUAACUAUUUAAUAGUAAGUAGAUUGAUUUUAAGUUAGGAAUUACUGGGACUGCGCUUAUAGAUAUUUAAUAGAUGAACAAUUAAUAAUUACUUAAAAAUAUUCUCGAUUAUACUACCGUUUUUGCAAGAAGCAAACCAGAAUAGAAAACUGAAAUUAUUUACAUGUAUUAAACUUUAUUUAAUUUAAAAGUUGGAAUGAUAGGUGAUGGAGCUAAUGAUUGUUCUGCUAUUAAAUAAGCAGAUAUAGGCGUUUCUUUUUGUGAAGCAGAUGCGUCUUUUUCAGCACCUUUUUCUUAUUAGGGAAAGUCUAUUAGUUGCCUUAUUAGUAUUUUGGCAGAAGGUAGAUGUGUUAUAUCAAAUAUGAUUGAAUGUUAUAGGCAUUAUGUUACUAUUAAUGUUUAUAAAUAUGCGAUAUUUAUUAUACUAAUUUAUGAAUAUAGCAAUUUUUCUAGUUUUUAACUAAUGUAUAUAAACUAUUUUAUUGCUAUUCCUUUAAUGUCAUUUGUUUCAUUAAGUAAACCUUUAAAAACUUUAAGUAAAAUCAGACCUAAUUGCAAUUUAUUUACUAAAGAGAAUGCUUUAUGUAUGGGAGGAUAGUUUAUAUUUGGAUCAGCUUGUCUUUAUUUUUGUUAUUUACAUUAUAGAUAAUAAGAUUUUUAUUAGGAUAUAAAAUCAUUAAAAAAUGGGGUUAUUUAUAAUGAUUAAAAUAUCGCUGUUAACAUUAUCUUUUUAGCAACUAAUAUGUAUUUUUUAGUGUCUUCGAUGGUCUAUUAUGUUUCUAUGCCUUUUAAAUAAAUAAUGUAUAAAAAUAGGGUAUAUUUUAUUUGGAUGUUAAUAUUUUUUAUAUUUUCAAUAUUAUAAUAUUUGUUUAUUGAUAUUUUUGGGUUUAAAAUAUUUAAAUUUGAUAAAGAAUUGUACACUUAGAAAAUAUUUUUAGCUUAAUAAUUAGCUAUAGUGCUUAUUUUUAUUAUUCUUAGUAUAUUUUGGGAAGAAGGCUUUAUUAAAUAAAGAUUUAUUUUUUCUAAAAUAACAAAGAAAUAAGUAUAAUGA
Ichthyophthirius multifiliis is the source of this 3321-nucleotide messenger RNA. RefSeq lists its product as hypothetical. Gene Ontology annotation, cellular component: membrane. NCBI's taxonomy places the organism in Eukaryota, Ciliophora, Oligohymenophorea, Hymenostomatida. The transcript is spliced from 3 exons. Gene Ontology annotation, molecular function: ATP hydrolysis activity; ATP binding; P-type transmembrane transporter activity. The record is from RefSeq and is a predicted model, not a curated record.